This is a messenger RNA of Bursaphelenchus xylophilus (pine wood nematode), 497 nucleotides long. NCBI's taxonomy places the organism in Eukaryota, Metazoa, Nematoda, Chromadorea, Rhabditida, Aphelenchoididae. The record is from the annotation of a GenBank genome assembly.
AUGAGCUGCCUCAUUCACGGGCUAGUUCUGUUGUUUUUGGUCGACAGAAUCUGGAGUGAAUGCUCGGACGAAGGGAGUAACUGUGUGAGGUUUCAGAACAUGUGUCUGAAUCAGGUCUAUGCCCCGAUCUUGUUGGAAUACUGCCGAAAAACGUGUGAUAACUGCCCCGGAACUUGCAAGGACAACUCGCCGAGGUAAGAGUAUUCUGAAAAUACUAUCAGACACAUGAAAAAGCAAAGAUUACAUUAUGAGAAAUCACGGUAAAAAUGUCAUCAGCCGGGUCUGGUUGAUCUUUUUUUACUCGUCCUUUUUUAAGAACGCCUUUGGUGAGAGAUUUGUCCUCAAUUUUUAGAUGCCGCACGUGGAACAACAACGGAUUCUGCCAGAGCAACUAUUACACUAAAAAUUACAAGGAAUUGUUGUGUUCGAAGACUUGUGGCUUGUGCAAGGGCGGUGACGACGAUUUUGGAAGUGGUAGCGGAAGUGGCACACCAUGA